This is a messenger RNA of Alligator mississippiensis (American alligator), 738 nucleotides long. Its product is annotated as olfactory receptor 14L1-like. Gene Ontology annotation, molecular function: G protein-coupled receptor activity; olfactory receptor activity. Bases 1 to 738 code for a protein of 245 amino acids. NCBI's taxonomy places the organism in Eukaryota, Metazoa, Chordata, Crocodylia, Alligatoridae. Gene Ontology annotation, biological process: G protein-coupled receptor signaling pathway. Gene Ontology annotation, cellular component: membrane. The transcript is spliced from 2 exons. The record is from RefSeq and is a predicted model, not a curated record.
AUGGUGAUCACCCGACUGAAGAGGGCAGCAGCAGUGCUGAGGCUCUUGGUGACCUUGGGGAAGGGCUUUAGGACCACCAAGAUCUGGGAGGUGGCCUUGAUCAGGGAUAUUGGGAUCAGUGGCCCCCUGAACACAGCUGAGUGGAAAACCAUCUCAUGGGUGGCGUCUGUUGCUCCACCAGCCUCUCAAACCUCAGCUGAUGUUGCACUCCUAACUAUCUUGGCAUAUGACCGGUACAUUGCCAUCUGCAAACCAGUGCAUUAUGAGAUGAUAAUGAACAGGAGAGCUUGCAUCCAGAUGGCUGCAGGUGCUUGGGCUGCUGGUGCCAUCAACUCUGCAGUGCACACUGGGAGCACCUUUAGUCUCCCCUUCUGCCACUCAAAUAUCAUCAACCAGUUCUUCUGUGAAGUGCCCCAGCUGCUCAAGCUCUCCAGUCCUGGCACAUACCGCAGGGAGCUGGCAGCUGUUGCCUUCAGUGUGUUUCUAGCUUUAGGUUGUUUUGUUUUCAUCAUUGUGUCGUAUGUUCAGAUCUUCACCGCAGUGUGGAGCAUUCCCUCGGAGCAGGGCCGGCAGAAAGCCUUCUCCACCUGCAUUCCUCACCUUAUCGUGGUCUCCCUGUUUCUCUCCACUACCAGCAUUGCCUACACGAAGCCCGUCUCUGACUCCCCAUCACCUCUGGAUCUCCUGGCAGCUCUUCUGUAUUCUGUGGUGCCUCCGUUGGUUAAUCCAGUCAUCUAA